Molecule: messenger RNA, 729 nt
Organism: Cavenderia fasciculata
Lineage: Eukaryota; Evosea; Eumycetozoa; Acytosteliales; Cavenderiaceae
Exons: 6
Coding region: 1-729 (242 amino acids)
Biological process (GO): mitochondrial respiratory chain complex I assembly; mitochondrial electron transport, NADH to ubiquinone
Cellular component (GO): mitochondrion
Source: RefSeq, a predicted model, not a curated record
AUGAAACAAUUGAUACGAGGAACAAUAACAUUAGACUUUUUACAACCAAUACAAGACAGACUAUUGUUUCAAUUCAGACAACCAUCAUCUAUUAAAGGAUGGACUAUAGUAUCUGAUAAUGAAAUAGGAGACGAUCAUGGUACAUUUAGUGGUUAUCUAUCAUUAAAGCUACCUGAAAAUGACCCAAGAGUUAAACAAUCUGGUUUCAUUGGAUUAUAUUCACCUAAAAAUACAUUUGAUUUUGAUACAGAUCCAUAUGGUUUUGUAUCGUUUAGAAUAUGUACAGAUGGAAGAGUCUAUGGAUUAGGUAUAUUAAAAAAGGAUGAACCAAUGACUGUUUAUAAAGCAAUGUUUACAACUACCCCUGGUAAAUGGGAAUCAAUACAAAUACCAUUCCAAGAUUUCUAUAGAAUUAAAAAAGGAAAUGUUUCAUUAGAUUUUGAUGAUCCACUAGUACCAGCAGGAAUGGAUCGUAUUGGAUUCAUCCAAACCGAAAGAAAAGAAGGAGAUUUUAAUAUCAAAGUAGACUACAUUAAAUUAAUACCAAAAAUAUCUGGUGUUCAAGAAUCCCCUCUUCAAUUACGAAAAAGAUUAUUACGACAAGACACCAAUAAUAAUAAUAAUAAUAAUAAUAAUAAUAAUAAUAAUAAUAAUAAUAAAAAUGAAUUAGUAGCUACUACUCACCUCACAAACCCAGUAUUGCAAUUUAGAGAAUUAGAGAAUCAAUGA